This is a messenger RNA of Lindgomyces ingoldianus, 2493 nucleotides long. RefSeq lists its product as uncharacterized. The transcript has 5 exons. Bases 1 to 2493 code for a protein of 830 amino acids. NCBI's taxonomy places the organism in Eukaryota, Fungi, Ascomycota, Dothideomycetes, Pleosporales, Lindgomycetaceae. The record is from RefSeq and is a predicted model, not a curated record.
AUGGACGGCCACGAACACUGGCAGAAUGAACGCUGCCGCUCUCACUGCCUCGGUCCACAAGGCCGUAAUGCAGCGGGCACACCGGGUCAAGAUAUACAGCAUAACUACUUAUAUGAUCAACUCGACCCGCUCUCCCCUGAGCAGGAGCGAGUUGGACGUGAAGAAGGAAAUGAAGCUCCAGGUCAGCACCCAGGUUUCGGAAUUGAUGAUUCAAGUCCGCACAACCAGUUUGAUUCACGUUCGCGCCCACGGACCUCCCUGCAGCAUCACUCCUCCUAUCAGCAUCUCAACUAUCAAAUGAACUCCCAAGAAUUCUCCCACCACAACUCACCGGUGAUGGGUAUGUCCCAGCACCAGCCCCAGCCACCGUCAAGUGGUUGGUUGGACCCAAAUAUACACAUCGAAUCUCAACUUCGUGAGCUCAACAGUCCUACGAAUACUGGCUCUGAGAGUUCGCUUGGUCCUCGUGGCCACUUCACUUCCACCCCUUCUCAUCGUCCACCUUGCCAAGGAGGCGGUAGCUGUCACCACUGCUUCCACCCCGGUCAACAGUCCGGAUUCCCGAGUACCGGCGUAUCUGUCAGUGAAGGAUUUUCGCCUGUUGUUCGGAGUUCUGGACAAGCACAGGAGUUCGAUCUACCCUCAGAUUAUGAAUAUCUCAAUAAUGGUGACCAUGGAUUCAGGAUCACUACCGGAGGAAACUCUUCCUGUGCUCAUCACCGGAUUACUCAUAGAAGAGAAAGCGCUGCACAGGAACCGGUUGGACAGCUCGAACUCUUGCAAAAUGACUUACCGGCUAGUGAGGGUUUAUCACUACUGCCGAGUCAUGAUUCACUUCAAUCUUUCGGUGUGUCAGACGGAGCCUUGCCACCAGAGCCUGCGGAUCCAUAUCUAGGAGGGGCCGCCUCGCAGCAGUCUCAACCUGCCCAUGGCGCCACGGUUCACCACCCCUGGGAGAUGUCUCCCUGGCUAGAGCGAAUCGACCGGCUAUAUGGGGCCCUAGUACAAUGCCAACGCUCUGAUACUCCGCCCGGCACGCCGCCAGCGAGCUCUGUUGGUGGUCUUCCCAUUGCUCCAACAGUUCCGCGCGAGUAUACGAACGAUUGGGACGUGGCGAUCACCCACCGCCGUGAAGUAACCACCGAGCCCGCGGUCAGGCCCGAGAAAGAUCCCACGAUCUCACAAGUUCUCAAAAACGCUGAGUAUUGGGUUGGCCAGCUGUAUUCGGCGUUCAGGAAUACACACAAAUGCCUAGAUAAGGUGAACUCUCAUGAUGUGAAGAAGUUCGAUAGAGAGAACUUUUACCGAAUCCACCCAAAGGUCGAGGCUGUUUGUAGGGAGAUAUUUGUUGCGCUGAUCUCGCGUGUCACGCGUGGAUUCAGACAAGGUACCCGAACUCGCAACGAUGCGGAGGACCCCGACGCUUCCUGCAUCAAGGAUCGGGAUGGCUCCUGCCGCGAGCGAAUCCAGAACGUGGUCGUCGUGUUGAAGUACGAUAAGCGUAUUUGUCGCGACGCGAUGAAAGACUUUAGUAAGAUUGAGGAGUUAGUCAAUGCUCCACUGUCCGUUGCUCGUAUUAAACAGGGCAACGCUGCCAAUAACAGCAAGAGGACCCUACUAGGCCAAGACAACCAGGAGCUUAAAGCCAAACUGGCAGCCUUGGAACAAACUCAGACCGAGAGUACUCCACCUAGCUCCACACCAGUUGGUACUCCAGCUGCUACUCAAAGCACUCCGGCACAUCGCUCGUCUAAAAAGAAACUCGCUCAAGGAGGGCCUGGGACGAGCUCACCGGCGGCGGGAAGUACCAUCCGCCGCGCUACUCCAGCUACAGAGGCGCAACUUACCUCCGCUGGGGAGUCUUCAGGGUCGCCAACUAAUAAUGCCUGUCAAACUGUUACUCCAGCCAGUCCGGUCGAUCCCCGCUUGCUCCGAGCUGGAAUUCCUCCGGGCAGGUUUUUCUCUCAGGCACCACGGCUUCCACCAGCUGGCUUCCAGCACCGGAAUCUGACGGGUACACCGUCUGGAGGGUCGCGAGCUCCCAUGCCACAACCCCCAAUUCCGCCAGCACCAGCGAGGAUCGCCAGCGUGUACCCCCAGCCAGAACCAUUCGAUUCCCCAGGCUUUCUGAACCGAUCAGCUUCGCAAACUGCAUCACACUUUAGAAACCAGGGAUCCGCUGUUUACCAGAAAGUUUCCUCUGCACAAAGCCAAGCGUAUAUAGGACAAGGGCAAGAUUUCACUGGUCAGAUGCAACCCUACAUCCGCAGUGGCCAAGUCUAUACCACCCCAGGUAAGGGUUUUUCGGCUGAGAGGAAGCGCCCACGCGAGCAGAAAGAGUCUGAGGCUCCAGAUGAAAGUCCUAAUAAUAAGCGGACCAAGAACGAUAAGGGACGAGACGACGCUCAGGACGAAUUAGACGGCGACGCGGAGUACGAAGAAGAGAAUGGAGAGGAUUCAGGCGAUUUCAACUGCAAUUUCAACUGGCCAUGA